AUGGCCGACUCGCAGCUGGCCGCCGAGAAGGCGAGGGCCGAUCAGCUGGAUCAGGAGUUGUCGGAGCAGGUUGAACUCACGGAACGCGCUCAACGCCAAGCGGCCGAGUCUGAGAACGAGAGCAACAGGAGGCUGGCCGAAUGUCUCGAGAUGGAGAGCAGAAGGGAAGAGCUGGAGAAGGCGUACACCCAAUUGAAAGAGUACUACACCCAACUGCACGCCUCUUAUGAGGCCCUCUACAAUUCGGACCUGAGCACCGCCGACCUGGGCACCCUUCGCGAGUCGAUCACCGCCGAAAUCGGCCGAAUCCACGAGGCAACCGCUCGAAUUGUGGAAGUUCGGGCUCAGCUUUCCGGGGGAGCCGCACCGGAUGCGGAUCGACUGGCUGAAAUCGUGAACGCUGUAAUCGAAAGCUGUGGGAUCAACGUCCCAGCCGGGACAUCACUCGUCGAUCGCGUGGACCGUGUCGCCGAGCUGUUGCAGAACAGAAGCCGCGAGGCCGAGGAGGGCAGGGCGGCCGUGUUGAGACAACAGCAGACAUGUGCCGCACUUUUGAAGGCAGGAGCUGUCUCCGAACUCCAAUCUCGCGUCGAACAGCUCAAAGAAGCAGUGACCGAGCUGACAGCGGCAAAAGAAGAUGAAGAGGCCGAGACGGGGCGACGUCGCAACCUACGGACUGAGGUCGCCAUUUUAGCCGCUCGACUCGCCACACGACAAGCGGAUGUCGAUGCCCUUUUCCGAGCCAACGCCGAUCUGGCCCACACUAAUGUCAGGCUGCAGAAUGAGAUUGAUGAGAUGAGGGAGACGGCGACGACGUCGGCAAGUGCAGUGCAAGCAGAGCCGGCUGAAGCUGAACAGCUUCGUCACCAACUCUCCAGCCUGGAGGAUCGACUUCAUGAAGAUCGCCGCCGCAUCGAGGAGCUUGAGGCUCAACUGGCUGAGGCCCGGAACCGAAGUGGCAUCCUGGCUGCUCAGCUUGAAAUCAAGGAGCAUGAGCAGCAACAGCAAGCAUCGUCUGAACAGCUUGAUGAGCUUACCCGGCUUCGCGACGUCGAGAAGCUGCUGAACAACACGAUCUCGAGCUUCGAGGACAAGCUCCAGGAGGCCGAGGAGCGGAUCAACGACUUGGAGGGGGCGCUCGAUGUAGCGCAGACAAAACACGUCGAACCGCAGCCUGAAGCCACCGAGAGCGCCUGGGGCUGGGGCGACGACCAGCAAGGAGAGCCUGAAGCAGUUCAAGCCCCGGUCACCCCGCUUCAAUCCGCCACUCCGGAUUCCCACGCCGACCUGGCCAAACUGAAAGCCCAAGCCGCGAAAGCCGAAGAACGCGCAGAGUUCGCGGAAUCAGAACUUCAAGAAGUUCGAGCCGAGUUUGAGGAGCUGAUGAAUGUGUUGACAAAGUUGAAGCUCGAGCAGAAGGCCUCCGAGGAGAAGAUCAACGUGUUGGAGGUGAAACUGGCAAGCGCUGCCGUAACCGCGCCCGUUCCGGAAGCCCCGGCAACGGAAGGCUGGGGAGAUGACGAUUGGGGAGCUUCGGAAACUACCGUACCCGCAGGGGCUCAAAACUCCGAGGCUACGGGAGCCCUGGAGGAGCUGCAGAAUGAGUUGGAGGAGGAGAGGCAGCUGAAGGAGGAGCUUGAGAAGGAGAAACAGGAGUUGAAUGUUAAGCUCGACGAGCUCGAGACCGAACUCCUCGACAAGAUCGAGGAGCAAGAGCGCUCGGCCGCCGACUUCAAGGAACAGAUCCAGGAGCUGGAGCGGCAGCUAGCGGAGAAUCCUAAGGAGGCUGCUCCUGUUGAGAAUUGGGGCUGGGACGAGCCGGCAGUUGCUGAACAGCAACCCGGCCAAGCCGACGAGCUCAAGCGGGCGCUAGAAGACCGGGAGUCGGAGAACUUGGCGCUGAGGGUGCGGAUUGACGAGUUGGAGCACGAGACCACCGAGAACGCGGCCAACAAGGCGGAAUCCGAGGAGCUGCUCCGCGAGCUUCGCGCCGAAGUCGAGGUGCUUCGCAUCAAGAUCGAAGAAGCUGAGUCCGACGCCAGCCAGGCCAAGCAGCAGCUGGAGAGGACGGAGGCCGAGCAGAAGCCCGAGGAGGCGGAAGAGAGCUGGGGAUGGGGCGAUGAGGGCAAGCUAGCAGAACCAAACGACUCUGAGGCGUUGCAGAGGACCGUGGAACAACUGGAGGGACAGAUCGCCAUCCUCACAUCAGUCGCCCAAAAUGAACGGGAAAACUCGGAGGAACUGCUUCGUGAGCUUCGGGCUGAGGUUGAAGUGCUUCGGGUGAAGACUCCAAACGACACCGAAGAAACGUCCCGCCUGGCGGCGCUUCUGAAGGCCAAGGAGAGCGAGCUCGAGGACGCCAAGCAACUCCAGGAGGAGCUCGAGACCAAAAUCUGCGACAUCGAGGAGGAGCUGGAGCGGCGUGUGGCCGAGGAGAAGGACCUAGAGGCUGUGAGGGCAGAGCUGGACGCGGCGAAGACAAAGUGUUCACUGUUGAUGGACAGUGAGGGACGUCUCCUGGAUCAAGUGGAUGAAUAUGGGGCUCAAGUGGAGACUCAGCAGCAGGAAAUUGACCGACUCCAACAAGUGAUCAACACCCUGGAGGCGCAGCUCAUCGAGAAGGAGGCCCUCGAAGAAAAGCUGGCAGCGCUUGAGGCUGAACUCGGCGAGGAGCAGGCCAAGGGCCCAGUAGAUGACCAACACGAGGAGGUAGAGGAGCUGAGGGCUGCACUUCAGCAACAGGAAACAAGAAUAGAAGCCUUGAUCGGUGAAAAGGAGAAGCUGGAGCUCAAGCUCAAGGAGGCUGGGGCAAGGAUUGAGCAAGUUCAGAAGGAACGCGACGCCGCCAAGUCGAAAUACGACGAGCUGCGCGCCAAGCUGCUGGCCAAGCGCAAAGCUGCGGCUGCUGGGGCUUCCGAAGCUGGCAGACCCCCAUCUUCCGCUUCUUCGACCCGUGGCUCGCUUGCUGUCGACACCCGGCAAGAGGACCAGAACUUUGGCGGCUCCUCCUUCUCCCCGAUGCCUUCGCACUCCCCGGCCUCUUCGACGCAGGGCUCCACCACGUCGGCCGCCACCGCUACGCAAGACGCCUAUCGACGGCGGCGGAAU
Molecule: messenger RNA, 3108 nt
Organism: Mesorhabditis spiculigera
Lineage: Eukaryota; Metazoa; Nematoda; Chromadorea; Rhabditida; Rhabditidae
Source: the annotation of a GenBank genome assembly